This is a messenger RNA of Medicago truncatula (barrel medic), 3984 nucleotides long. RefSeq names its product C2 and GRAM domain-containing protein At1g03370. Lineage: Eukaryota; Viridiplantae; Streptophyta; Magnoliopsida; Fabales; Fabaceae. The transcript is spliced from 9 exons. The record is from RefSeq and is a predicted model, not a curated record. The coding region runs from base 448 to 3519 and encodes 1023 amino acids.
UCUCUUCUCUAGUUAGUUGACAAAUUUUUACUCCUUCUUUCUUCAUGUUUCAAAACCAUUCAAUUAUUUUCAAUCAAUGUUUUCAUAAAUUACCAAUUUCCACGCAAUUUCCUCCACAAUUUUUCUUCUGAUUAUUCUUCACACAAAAAUUUGAGUUAUUGAACACCUUGUUUCUCAGUAAUUCUUAGUUUUCCACUAUUAAUUCUUUGUACUUUAUCAAAGUACCCCAUUUAAUUUCCAAUACCAAAUUUCUCAUCUUUAUACAUAAACAGCAUUACCCUUUUGAAAUAUUCUUCUGGGGUGUCAAUAUUUUUGAUAAAGUUGACAUUUUGACUUCAAAAUCUGAUACCCUUUGAGUUUUUUUUUUGUGGAAAUAAUAGAAAAAGUUCAUAUUUUGAAUCAAGUUUCUGAUACCCUUUUGAGAAAUUUUGUAUUUUGGUUUAUAUAAUGAAGCUUGUGGUUCGUGUGAUUGAAGCAAUGAAUUUGCCACCAACGGAUCCAAAUGGGUUGAGUGAUCCAUAUGUGAGGUUACAAUUAGGAAAACAAAGGUUUAGGACUAAAGUGAUUAAGAAGAGUUUGAAUCCUAAAUGGGAUGAAGAGUUUAGUUUUAAGGUGGAUGAUCUUAAAGAAGAGUUGGUAGUUUCUGUUAUGGAUGAAGAUAAGUUUUUGAUUGAUGACUUUGUUGGUCAACUUAAAGUUCCUAUGUCACUUGUUUUUGAUGAGGAGAUUAAAUCACUUGGUACUGCUUGGUACUCUUUGCAACCUAAAAGCAAGAAGACAAAGUACAAGGAACCUGGUGAGAUUCGUUUGAGCGUAUAUUUUGAACUGAAAACUGCGUCUAUUGAGUCAAAUGUUCACGGUGAUCUAGUAUUCCAUCCAAGAAAAUUUGCCGAUUCUAUUCCUGAAUCGCCUUCAAGAUCUUCCACUGGAUAUUCAAGCUCAUCUUCUCCUGCUAGGGAAGAAGUUACAUCUGUUAAGGAUGAAAAAUCCGGUACACAGAAAUCACUCACAGGAAGAAUUGCUCAUAUAUUUAAUAAGAGUUCUGAUACGUCGUCAACCCUAUCGCGUAGAAGCGUUGACUCAGACCAAACUGAAAUUAGUAAAGAGGAAGUUAUCGAGGUCAAGACUGAGGACCAGUCUUCGGACAUGACAUUUGACGAAGCUAUGAAGAAACUGCAGUCUUCAGAUCAAGGAAGUGAAAUUCCUACCAAUUUACCAGGAGGGUUGUUAGUCGAUCAAUAUUAUACAAUUGCACCAGAAGACUUGAACACAUUACUCUUUUCUUCCGAAUCGAAUUUUCUCAGGUCGUUGGCUGAUGUACAGGUUAGUACCGAACUACAAUUAGGACCUUGGAAGUUCGAGAAUGGCGGGGAGAGCCUCAAAAGAUUAGUGAGUUACGUCAAGGCUCCGAGUAAAUUAAUUAAAGCAGUCAAAGCCUUUGAAGAACAGACAUAUUUAAAAGCUGAUGGGAAGAACUUUGCCGUUCUAGUCAGUGUCAGCACACCUGAUGUUGUGUACGGGAGCACUUUUCGGGUAGAAAUACUUUAUACAAUCACACCUGGACCGGAGUUGCCCUCAGGAGAACAGUGUUCGCAUCUGGUUAUAUCCUGGCGAAUGAAUUUUUUACAGAGCACCAUGAUGAAAGGAAUGAUAGAAAAUGGGGCUCGGCAAGGUGUGAAGGAUAGUUUUGAACAAUAUGCCAAUUUAUUAGCUCAGGAUGUUAAACCUGUCGAUCCAACAGAACUUAGUUCCAAUAAGGAACAAGCUCUGGCAUCAUUACAAGCUGAGCCGCAGUCAGAUUGGAAGCUGGCAGUGCAGUAUUUUGCUAACUUCACCGUAGUCUCAACAGUUUUCAUAGGCCUGUAUGUGCUUGUCCACAUAUGGCUUGCUGCUCCGAGUACAAUUCAAGGGCUCGAGUUUGCUGGACUUGAUUUGCCAGAUUCAAUAGGUGAAUUUGUUGUUUGUGCUGUCCUGGUUCUUCAAGGUGAACGCAUGCUGGGUUUUAUCUCACGCUUCAUAAAAGCCAGAGCACAAAAGGGUAGUGACCAUGGAAUUAAAGCACAAGGAGAUGGAUGGUUAUUAACUGUUGCCUUGAUUGAAGGAAACAAUUUAGCUUCUGUUGACUCUGGUGGCUACUCUGACCCAUAUGUGGUGUUUACUUGCAAUGGGAAAGUAAGAACCAGUUCAAUCAAGUUCCAAAAAUCUAAUCCUUUAUGGAAUGAAAUAUUUGAGUUUGAUGCAAUGGAUGAUCCUCCUUCUGUGAUGGAUGUGGAAGUUUAUGAUUUCGACGGGCCUUUUGAUGCAACUACAUGUCUAGGGCAUGCUGAGAUUAAUUUUCUAAAAGUAAACAUCUCAGAUCUUGCUGAUAUAUGGGUUCCUCUUGAAGGAAAGCUAGCUUCGGCAUGCCAAUCUAAGUUGCACUUAAGAAUUUUCUUGGACAAUACUAGAGGUGGAAACGUAGCAAAAGACUAUUUAAAUAAAAUGGAAAAAGAGGUUGGGAAGAAGAUUAAUAUGCGGUCUCCUCAAACUAAUUCAGCAUUCCAGAAACUCUUUGCGCUUCCACCUGAGGAAUUUCUCAUCAAUGACUUCACCUGUCAUUUGAAGAGAAAAAUGCCCCUGCAGGGACGCCUAUUUCUUUCACCAAGAAUAAUUGGAUUUCAUGCAAAUCUAUUUGGAAAGAAAACAAAAUUCUUUUUUCUUUGGGAGGAUAUUGAAGAAAUCCAGGUUGUUCCUCCUACAUUUUCUUCAAUGGGGAGUCCAAUAGUUGUCAUAACUCUUCGGCCGGGUAGAGGUGUGGAUGCAAGGCAUGGUGCGAAAACACAAGAUGAGCAAGGAAGGCUAAAGUUCCAUUUCCAGUCCUUUGUAUCGUUCAGUGUCGCACACAGGACAAUCAUGGCUCUCUGGAAGGCCAGAUCAUUGACUCCUGAACAGAAGAUGAAGUUUGUUGAACAGGAAUCUGAAACCAAAACCCUUAUAAGUGAAGAUAGUUGCCCGUUCCUUGUCGUGGAUGAUGUCAGCAUGUCAGAAAUUUAUUCUUGUUCUCUUCCAAUUCCUGCAAGUUUCCUGAUGGAGAUAUUUAGUGGGGGUGAGGUUGAUCGUCGGGUCAUGGAAAAUUCUGGUUGUCUGAAUUACUCUUAUACCCCAUGGGUAUCAGAGAACAGUGAUAUCUCUGAGAGGGCAGUAUAUUACAAAUUUGAGAAGCACAUUUCGAGUUAUAAAGGUGAAGUGACAAGUACUCAGCAAAGAUCUCCCCUUUUGGAUGGAAAGGGUUGGGUUGUUGAAGAGGUUUUAAAUCUUCAUGGUGUUCCUCUUGGUGAUUAUUUCAAUAUACACAUUCGCUAUCAUAUAGAGGAUUUACCCCCAAAAGCAAAGGGGUGUAGAGUGCAAGUAUUCUUUGGAGUUGAAUGGCUGAAAAGUACAAAGAAUCAGAAAAGGAUUACAAAGAACAUUCUACAAAAUCUGCAGGAACGUCUUAAAGUGACCUUUAGUCUAGCUGAGAAGGAGCUUUUACCAAGAUAGCAAAUGAGACUUGAAAAUGGAAGUUAGCUGAUAUUAUUUCAGCACAAAUGUCGGUUCCAUUCAAGGACUUGGACUAGGUUGUAUGAUGCAUCAGAUUAUAAGGUUCAUGUGAUUGUGUUGUUUGUCCUUGGAUUGCACGACAAUCCUAACUUCAUUGAAUAUCAGUGGAACUCUGACCAGAGCUAGAUCGAUCCUUAAAAUUGUGCUGGUCUUCAAACCAAAUUACUCUCCAGAGCUGGAGAGAUAACUGGAUUACUCCGUUGUGCAUAACCAUGACUAUGGCAGGAGAUACUCAGAUUGUAACAGCAUAGUUGUUAGCUUAUCACCAGGGUCAGCAGGACUCAGGAACAUGUAUACUAAUUAUUGUGAAGAUUGUGACAAUUGACAGUAGUGGUCAAGAAAUGCUUUUUGUCAUACAUGAAAUGUAGAUAUUUUUUAUGCCUUAGAAGGCCACUGAUCCUUCAA